Parasteatoda tepidariorum (common house spider) is the source of this 773-nucleotide messenger RNA. Its product is annotated as NEDD4-binding protein 2. Gene Ontology annotation, molecular function: endonuclease activity. Gene Ontology annotation, cellular component: nucleus. The record is from RefSeq and is a predicted model, not a curated record. Lineage: Eukaryota; Metazoa; Arthropoda; Arachnida; Araneae; Theridiidae.
UUUAUUGUAUUUAAUUUCUAGUUAAAGAAAGACAUAGACUUCUCAACUAAAUUAAAAAGACAAGAGUUGUAUAAUUUGUAUCCUGGAGCUGAUCCAACUGCUUUGGAUGAAAUAUUUGAGUCUAACAACUACUCUAUAGCGAAUAGUAUAAAGGCAUUGGGUGAAGAACUGGGAGAACAGAAGAUGGUGAUACAAGAAAGUGUAAUGGUAAACUACAAGAAACCUGUUGCACCUGCCCAGAAACAGGAAAAUAUCUUCAAUGAUUUCGUUAAUUCUGAUUGGAAAAAAUGGGUACAGUAUACGAAUUCUGAUUCCAGUAAAGAAGGAAUAAUUCCAUCUGCACCAACAAUUUCAUCAGAAGCUCUAGAACUGAGGCAACUUGCCACAGAUCAUUUCAAUCAACGUCAGUACUUCAUACAGAAAGCAAAAGAUGCUUUCCACAGAGGAAUGUCGGAAGUUGCUUCUUUUUAUUCUCAAAGGGGUAGUGAACAUCAACAAAAAUUCAAAGAGAUAAAUAAAAUGGCUUCCAAAUUAAUUUCUGAGCAGAGGAAUGAUUCUUUAUCUGCACGUGUUCUUGAUUUGCAUGGAUUGUACGUACAGGAAGCAAUACCUCUUCUUGAUAAAUUCAUUCGUAAUUGGAAACAAGCAAUGCAAAGUCCACAGCAAGCAAUUCCUCAAUCUAUUUCUGUUAUAACUGGUCAAGGAUUGCACAGCGAAAGAGGGGCAAAAUUGAGACCAUCUGUUAUGGAGUUCUUGAAAAAGACUGGUUUGGG